Molecule: messenger RNA, 835 nt
Organism: Dryobates pubescens (Downy woodpecker)
Lineage: Eukaryota; Metazoa; Chordata; Aves; Piciformes; Picidae
Gene: LIN37
Product: lin-37 DREAM MuvB core complex component
Exons: 11
Coding region: 20-799 (259 amino acids)
Biological process (GO): negative regulation of transcription by RNA polymerase II
Cellular component (GO): transcription repressor complex; Myb complex
Source: RefSeq, a predicted model, not a curated record
UCAUAGGGGCCCCAGGACCAUGUUGGCUGUGAAGGUGAAAGUGGAGAAGCCAGACCUGGAGGCGGCCUCGGCCCGGAGCCGCCUGGAUGCUGUGCUGCAGGAGCUGCUGGAGCGCAGGGAGCCACUGGAGGAGGAGGUUGGAAAAACUGCAGGCGAGGCCCACAGCAAGGAGGCCUCACCCAGCGCCCCUGGGAAGAGGCCCGCGGCCAGGCUCUCGCAGCAGCGGCGCAAGAAGCGGCGCGAGGCGGAGGAGGGCCCCGAGCCCGGCCUGCAGCGGCACAAUUCCUACGUGAUCAAGCUGUUCGACCGCAGUGUGGAGCUGGGGCAGUUCCCGGAGGGGACUCCGCUCUACCCUGUCUGCAGGGCCUGGAUGAGGAACUGCCCCACGGCACAGAGCCCUCCUGCCCCACAAGUGACCCCCCCCAGGCCUGAGGUCAGCUCCACAAGUCACCUUCAGACCUAUAACCUAAAAGUGCUUCACACUGACUCCCAGGCCUAUAAGUGCCCCAUAAGUGAUCCUUGUGCACCAGUGCAUGCUGGGAAGGUUGCAGACAUCUAUGAGCUGCCCCCCCCAGCCCCUCCUGGACCUCCCCGGAUCCCUUCCCCCCUCGGACCGGAAGUGGGCAACCAAGAAGGGGAACUGGGUCCUGAUCCUCCUCCCUCCAUGGCCUCCCUGAUCUACAGCAACAUGGAGAGGUGGAAACGUGUCCGGCAGAGGUGGCAGGAGGCGGCGCAGCGCCAGCAGCAGCGCUACGGCCCCAGCCUGCGGCUCCUGCGCCUGAUCUACGAGCGCCAGUGACGACCAGCACGGACCAGUAAGGACCGGCACGGCCCC